Molecule: messenger RNA, 3609 nt
Organism: Psammomys obesus (fat sand rat)
Lineage: Eukaryota; Metazoa; Chordata; Mammalia; Rodentia; Muridae
Gene: Trpc5
Product: transient receptor potential cation channel subfamily C member 5
Exons: 11
Coding region: 282-3206 (974 amino acids)
Biological process (GO): calcium ion transmembrane transport; regulation of cytosolic calcium ion concentration; manganese ion transport
Cellular component (GO): membrane; cation channel complex
Molecular function (GO): protein binding; store-operated calcium channel activity; inositol 1,4,5 trisphosphate binding
Source: RefSeq, a predicted model, not a curated record
GAAGUUUAGCUGAAGAUCAAACCAGGAAGCGCAUGUACGCAUGUACGAGUCCGUCCUGGGGCCCCUCUCAGUACCCUGAUCUCUUUGCCUGUGCCUAAACCACCCACCCACUGGCAGCCUCCAGGCCAGGAAUUGUCCCAGGUGGCUGGCUGUUCUUUGAGUGCCGCGGAAACCGAGUCCAGUAAGGCUGCCGCCCCACGCGCCCGCCCGGUUGCACUGACUCCAGAAAACACAAAUCUGAAGAAACCACUUGGCCUGGGGUUUCUAAAUUGCUAUGAACCAUGGCCCAGCUCUACUACAAGAAGGUCAAUUACUCACCAUACAGAGACCGCAUCCCCCUCCAAAUCGUGAGGGCUGAGACCGAACUCUCUGCUGAAGAGAAGGCCUUCCUUAAUGCUGUGGAAAAGGGGGACUAUGCCACAGUGAAGCAGGCACUACAGGAGGCCGAGAUCUAUUACAAUGUCAACAUCAACUGCAUGGAUCCUUUGGGCAGGAGUGCCCUGCUCAUCGCCAUUGAGAACGAGAACUUGGAGAUCAUGGAGCUCCUGUUAAACCACAGCGUGUACGUGGGCGAUGCGUUACUCUAUGCCAUCCGAAAGGAGGUUGUAGGCGCCGUGGAGCUUCUGCUUAGCUACAGGAAGCCCAGUGGAGAGAAGCAGGUUCCCACUCUGAUGAUGGACACACAGUUUUCUGAGUUCACACCAGAUAUCACUCCCAUCAUGUUAGCUGCCCACACCAACAACUAUGAAAUAAUCAAACUGCUUGUCCAAAAGAGGGUCACUAUCCCUCGGCCCCACCAGAUCCGCUGCAACUGUGUGGAGUGUGUGUCCAGUUCAGAGGUGGACAGCCUGCGUCAUUCAAGGUCCCGACUGAACAUCUACAAGGCUCUGGCAAGCCCCUCACUCAUUGCCUUAUCAAGUGAGGACCCCAUCCUCACUGCCUUCAGGCUGGGUUGGGAACUCAAGGAGCUAAGCAAGGUGGAAAAUGAGUUCAAGGCUGAGUAUGAAGAGCUCUCCCAGCAAUGUAAGCUCUUUGCCAAGGACCUGCUAGACCAAGCUCGAAGCUCCCGAGAGCUGGAGAUCAUCCUCAACCAUCGAGAUGACCACAGUGAAGAACUUGACCCACAGAAGUACCAUGACCUGGCCAAGCUGAAGGUGGCAAUCAAAUAUCACCAGAAAGAGUUUGUCGCUCAGCCAAACUGCCAACAACUGCUUGCCACCCUGUGGUAUGAUGGCUUCCCUGGAUGGCGGAGAAAACACUGGGUAGUCAAGCUUCUGACCUGCAUGACCAUUGGGUUCUUGUUCCCUAUGCUGUCCAUAGCCUAUCUGAUCUCACCCAGAAGCAACCUUGGGUUGUUCAUCAAGAAGCCCUUUAUCAAGUUCAUAUGCCACACAGCAUCCUAUUUGACCUUCCUCUUCAUGCUUCUCCUGGCUUCUCAGCAUAUUGUCCGAACAGACCUCCAUGUACAAGGACCUCCCCCAACUGUUGUGGAAUGGAUGAUAUUGCCCUGGGUUCUAGGUUUCAUUUGGGGGGAGAUAAAGGAGAUGUGGGAUGGAGGAUUUACCGAAUACAUCCACGAUUGGUGGAACUUAAUGGAUUUUGCAAUGAACUCCCUCUACCUGGCAACUAUUUCUUUGAAGAUUGUGGCCUAUGUUAAGUACAACGGUUCUCGUCCAAGGGAAGAAUGGGAAAUGUGGCACCCGACUCUGAUCGCUGAAGCGCUCUUCGCAAUAUCCAACAUUUUAAGUUCCCUGCGUCUCAUAUCCUUGUUCACAGCCAACUCCCACUUAGGACCUCUGCAGAUCUCUCUGGGACGCAUGCUUCUCGAUAUACUCAAGUUCCUCUUUAUCUACUGCCUAGUGCUGCUGGCUUUUGCCAACGGACUCAACCAGCUUUACUUUUACUAUGAGACAAGAGCCAUCGAUGAACCCAACAACUGCAAGGGGAUCCGGUGUGAGAAACAGAACAACGCCUUCUCCACGCUCUUUGAAACCCUGCAGUCACUCUUCUGGUCCGUUUUUGGUCUUUUGAAUCUCUAUGUCACCAAUGUGAAGGCCAGACACGAGUUCACCGAGUUUGUGGGAGCCACCAUGUUUGGGACCUACAAUGUCAUCUCCCUGGUGGUGCUGCUGAACAUGCUCAUUGCCAUGAUGAACAACUCCUACCAGCUGAUUGCCGAUCAUGCUGAUAUCGAGUGGAAGUUUGCAAGAACAAAGCUCUGGAUGAGUUACUUUGAUGAAGGUGGCACUUUGCCACCUCCUUUCAACAUUAUCCCCAGCCCCAAAUCCUUUCUCUAUCUUGGCAACUGGCUCAACAACACCUUCUGUCCCAAAAGAGACCCUGAUGGAAGACGAAGAAGGCACAACCUGAGAAGCUUCACAGAACGCCAUGCUGAUAGCCUGAUACAAAAUCAACAUUAUCAGGAGGUUAUCAGGAAUUUAGUCAAGAGGUAUGUGGCUGCAAUGAUAAGAAACUCCAAAACAAACGAGGGGCUAACAGAAGAAAAUUUUAAGGAACUAAAGCAGGACAUCUCCAGCUUUCGAUACGAAGUCCUUGACCUCUUAGGAAAUAGAAAACAGCCAAGAAGAAGCCUUUCCACCAGCAGUGCUGACCUUUCUCAAAGGGACGACACCCAUGAUGGCAGUGGGGGGGCUCGAGCCAAAUCGAAGAGCGUCUCCUUCAAUUUGGGCUGCAAGAAAAAGUCCUCCCAGGGAGCACCCCUCGUCAGAACCGUGCCAAGAGCCAGCAGUGCUCAAGGAAAGCAGAGGGCCGAGGCAUCAGGCAGACGUCCCUUCAUGGGUCCCUCCUUCAAGAAACUGGGUUUCCUGUUCUCCAAGUUUAAUGGUCAUUCGUCUGAACCUACUUCAGAGCCCAUGUACACGAUCUCUGAUGGGAUCGCCCAGCAGCAUCAUAUGUGGCGGGACGUCAGCUAUCCCGAGAUGGAGACAGGGCAGGCCGAGGCCUGUUCCAGAAGUGCAAUGGACCUCAGUGGGAUAGAGUUGGGUGAGAUCCGGGGUGCUGCUCGGAGCAGCGAGUGCCCUCUGGCCUGCUCCAGCUCUCUCCACUGCGCGUCCAGCAUCUGCUCCUCCAACUCUAAACUCUUGGACUCGUCGGAGGAUGUCUUUGAAACUUGGGGAGAGGCCUGUGACUUGCUCAUGCACAAAUGGGGUGAUGGACAGGAAGAACAAGUCACCACCCGGCUCUAAGUCUACUCCCCGCCAUCUGUUUUGGAAGUCGAGAGAAAAAUGUGCAAUUUUCCUGCUCUUAGAGGUGACCCCGAAAUAGGGUUCCCUCGCUGGCCCUGACCAAGAAGGGAAGCUCCUCUCGUUUUCAGUCUUUUCUAGUCACGUUCUUCGUGUUCUGUUUGACCGUUGUGAUCAUUUGCCUUUUUAUACCUAGACGUACGAAAUACAUCUGGAACCCAGCUGAGGGAGCACUGCCCCUCGUCAGCAGAGGGGCAGUCGGGUGCUCAAGCCCCUUGUCUCGCCCUCCUCACUCCUGCCUCCGUGAAGCUCCAGGUGCCACUCCGCUAUCCCAGCUGCCGCACAGGGUCCUGACCCCACAGAGACGGCCAGCAGGCCCUGCCAGCCAUCAGUUGCUCUUCAGUGC